Molecule: messenger RNA, 3314 nt
Organism: Tympanuchus pallidicinctus (lesser prairie-chicken)
Lineage: Eukaryota; Metazoa; Chordata; Aves; Galliformes; Phasianidae
Gene: ST8SIA2
Product: ST8 alpha-N-acetyl-neuraminide alpha-2,8-sialyltransferase 2
Exons: 6
Coding region: 91-1218 (375 amino acids)
Biological process (GO): N-glycan processing; oligosaccharide metabolic process
Molecular function (GO): alpha-N-acetylneuraminate alpha-2,8-sialyltransferase activity
Source: RefSeq, a predicted model, not a curated record
CCCGCCGGGCGGCGGCGGCGGCGGCUGUGGGGCCGAACCGGGACGCGGAGCCGAGCUCCGCACCCCGCGGAGCGGCCCAGCCCGGGAGCCAUGCCGCUGCCGUGCCGGGGCUGGACGCUGGCUUUGCUCACGCUUCUCGUCGGCUUCCUCAUCUUCGCCGACAUCUCAGAGAUCGAGGAGGAGAACGGGAGUUCUGGAGGCAGAGGUACAAUCAGAUCAGCUGUGAACAGCUUACAUAGCAAAUCUAAUAGAGCUGAAGUAGUAAUAAAUGACUCUUCAUCUCCAGCUGUUGUUGACAGAAGUAAUGAAAGCAUUAAGCACAACAUUAAACCAGCCUCAUCCAAAUGGAGACACAACCAGACACUCUCUUUGAAGAUCAGGAAACAGAUCUUGAAGUUCCUGGAUGCAGAGAAGGACAUUUCCGUGCUGAAGGGGACACUGAAGCCUGGGGACAUCAUCCACUACGUCUUUGACAGGGACAGCACCAUGAACGUCUCGCAGAACCUGUAUGAGCUGCUGCCCCGCACCUCUCCCCUCAAGGGCAAGCAGUUCCCCUCCUGUGCCAUCGUAGGCAACUCAGGGGUGCUGCUGGGCAGCGGCUGUGGCCCUGAGAUCGACACACACAGCUUUGUCAUCAGGUGCAACCUGGCUCCUGUUCAGGAGUACUCACAGGACGUGGGCACGAAAACGGACCUGGUGACCAUGAACCCAUCAGUCAUCCAGCGAGCCUUCGAGGACCUGGUGAACGAGACGUGGCGGGAGAAGCUGCUGCAGCGCCUACACAGCCUCAACGGCAGCAUCCUCUGGAUCCCUGCCUUCAUGGCCAAGGGGGGCAAGGAGCGCGUGGAGUGGGUUAACGAGCUCAUCCUGAAACACCACAUCAACGUCAGGACUGCCUACCCCUCACUGCGCCUGCUGCACGCCGUCCGGGGGUACUGGCUGACCAACAAGGUGCACAUCAAGCGACCCACCACUGGCCUCCUCAUGUACACCUUGGCCACUCGCUUCUGCAACCGCAUCCAUCUCUACGGAUUUUGGCCAUUCCCCCUGGACCAGAACCAGCAGCCAGUCAAGUACCACUACUAUGACAGCCUGAAGUACGGCUACACCUCGCAGGCCAGCCCGCACACCAUGCCCUUGGAGUUCAAAGCCUUAAAGACUCUGCACCAGCAGGGAGCCUUGAAGCUGACUGUAGGGGAAUGCGAGGGGGACACGUAGGGCGGCCCCGGCUGCGAUCCUGCAGGCUGCACAACCGGGGCAGGACGGGGAGGGGGCAGAAAGGAGCCCAGUGGGGUUGGGUGUCUUUGUUAAUGCGCAGAGCAGCGGCACAAAUAUAUAUACGUGGUACCUAUAUAUAUUGACCUGAGUAUUAUAACUGUUCGGUGUUUCACCAAGGAACGGGUAGGAGACAUGUGUGAGCAUCUGGAGGGCCCAGCAUUGGGUUUGCUGGGCUGGGCCAGGCGUUCGAUCUACGUCCAUGACGUGUGAUGGUGACCUUGGUUUUUGAGGGUAUGUUAGGUGAUGGGUAGACGUUCAGCCGUUUGUUGUGACUGGUCCGAGGUUGGUAGUUAGUUUGUUCGGCCAAGAGCGCCGCUGCCGGCACGUUCUUGGCUCCGUGCUCGGGGAGGGAAGGGGCAGGGAGCGGGGUGGGCAGGGAAGGUUUGUUGGCGGCUCUCACAGCUCAGAAGCACCAAGCAGGAGCCAUCUCCUGCCCUGCAGGACCCGGUGCCCGGCAGAGUGGCACGCAGACUCAUUCCAAGUGGUGUGGGCAUGCGAGUGGCCCUGGGGGGGAUGCAGCCUUCGCUGGAUGAGCUGGGCGAACAGUUAGGAGGAUGCUGAGGGUGAGUUUUGAGGAUGGGUUUUCCUUUCCUAAAGAACAAUGCAGAAAGGAGCAGAGAUGCUGGAAUGUGGCAGGAAGGAGGUUUGAUGCUGCGAACCAACACCAUUAGGAUGAAGUGUCUUACUGUGCUCUAGUAUAAGACACUCAACAUCUGCCAGGGCUCGUGAAAACUAUAAGUAUGACGAGCUCUAAAUUCCCAAAAGCUACCUGCUAAGCAGCCUGCCUUCUCUCCCCAUCCAAAAAUAACUGCUGAUAAAUCGGCGAUGGGCCUGAGACCCAGCCAAGUAGAAAGACUGCAGGACUUCAAGGGACUUUGUCAAGUCUAAAUAAUUUAUUUUCACUUCCCUGCAAGGAGCUAGCACACUGUGCCGUGUUCCUGGAGUCCUGCUCUUGCCUUUCUUUCAAGCUCCAAUUAGUUGUUGCUGCGAACAGUUAAAUAGGAUGUCAGAUGGAUCUCAAUGGGAUGCUUGCACAGUAAUGAACGUCAAAGAAGUAAUUAAUCUUUUCCCGUGCUUUUCUGAGAGUCCCUAAAUAUGAAAAAGUUCUUACAGUUACACAUUGGCUUUUCUGUAAAUUUGGGGUCCUUUUUUUUUUUUUGUGGGAAGCAACUACAUUGGUCUGAUUAGCCCAUUUAAUUUUCUGCUUCUAUAGCCUCCUCAAUUCAUCUCCUAAUUAGCAACGGGUGCCAGAGUGCAGGUGGGCCCAGGGUUCAGUGAGUGCAAUUUGGGUUUAAUUUGUGUGUGAGCAAAUAAUGUUGCACAGCCGAGCCCUGGGUGUGUGUUGCAGUGCUUUCCUGGCAAGUUUUCUGCACCUUUAUGCCUCCUAAUACCACUGUGGUUUUGAAGUUUAAGAAGUGUACCUCCUGGGUCUGGUAUACUUGAUAUUGUUUCUUUAAAAGCAAAGUGCUUCAAGUGGUAAAAGGAAGAGCUCUCUUUCAUGUUUUGGGAUGUAGACAGUAUGAUGCCCAUAGGAACCUCCAGCCUGCUAAUUAGUGUCAGAUGAAGAUGCUGAAGAUUAAGGUGUAAGCAACUUUAUAGUGGAUAAAUGUAGGCUAAUCUGCCACUGGGGAACGUUUCUUUCCAGCUCCAGAAAAUGAUUGAUUUUAUGUAUGCUUUUUAAACCUGUUUAGGUUGUUGGGUUUUUGUUGUUGUUUUUUUUUAACUUUCUUUUUACUGAGUUUAGUGACAGGAUAAACUAAAUCUGGCUGUGAGCCUCUGCUUAAGCUGCUGAGGUUUCCUGAGACAGGAGGAGGCAAAGAGUGACAUUGCAAGGUGGAAGCCAUCUGAAGUGUCAAGGAGCAUCCCGUGAUUCAGGAGUGGUUGUGAAGUCCCUGGUUUGGUACGGAGGAGGCAGGGAUGGAGAUGAAGGCCCAGGACUGCUGAAGUCAGCUGUUGUAUGGAGGGGCCUGGGCCACUGCACUGAUCGCUGUUAGCAAACCUUCUUUUUUGAAUAAAAAUACGAGAAAUGAAACAGA